Heterobasidion irregulare TC 32-1 is the source of this 1727-nucleotide messenger RNA. Its product is annotated as glycoside hydrolase family 5 protein. The coding region runs from base 1 to 1590 and encodes 529 amino acids. The record is from RefSeq and is a predicted model, not a curated record. Gene Ontology annotation, biological process: glucan catabolic process. Gene Ontology annotation, molecular function: glucan endo-1,6-beta-glucosidase activity. Lineage: Eukaryota; Fungi; Basidiomycota; Agaricomycetes; Russulales; Bondarzewiaceae. The transcript has 6 exons. Gene Ontology annotation, cellular component: extracellular region; cell surface.
AUGGACAAACUCAAAAUUUUCUUGGACAAGCAUUCUCUUUCAUCUCAUCACCUCAAGUCCAAACAAACACCACAACUUCCGAUUAACCCUGUGCGAGACUUCCCAUCUGAAUACGAUUUCUAUCGCUACAGAAAACAGAGGGGCGUCAACCUUGGUUCUUGGUUCGUCCUCGAAAGAUGGAUUGCUGACAGCCCCUUCCGCUUUGCGGAGCAGCCUGGACAGAGUGACCACGAUGUCGCGAAGGGUUCGUAUGGCCAGAACGUUCUCGAUCGCCAUUGGAAUGACUGGAUCGUUGAGGAGGACUGGCAGUGGAUCUCUGACAGGGGCAUCAACACCGUCCGAAUUCCGAUCGCGUUUUAUCAUUUGUGCGGCGUAGAUCCUUCGGUUCUGAACGGCACAGACUUUGCUCACCUCGGCAGCGUCUUUCAAGGCGCGUGGGCCAGGAUCACCAGUGCAAUCGCGACCGCCCACCGCUAUGGCAUCGGUGUGCUUAUUGACUUGCAUGCAGCUCCCGGCAAGCAGAACGCGGACGCGCAUUCAGGUACCUCAUCUCCUGAGGUCGCAUUCUUUAGCUCAUCCAACAUGUCACACACGAAACAUAUUCUCACGUCCCUCCUGAUUAACCUAACAACGUACACCCGCACGCACGACCCUCCCCUUCCAAACGUUGUCGGGAUCGAACUUAUCAACGAGCCUAACCCACCCGGAGGAGACCACUCCGCCUUGAAGAAAUGGUAUAGGAGUACCUUCGAAGCGAUGCGUCGGAUCGACCCUGACAUGCCCCUCUACAUCGGAGAUUCCUGGCGUACCUCCGAAUACACUGAGUUCAUCACAUCCCUCGGCUCGCACGCAUCCUCGGAGUCGUCGUCCUUCGUGGCACUCGACCACCACCUCUAUCGCUGUUUCACCUCCCAGGACGCUUCCACCUCGGCCGCCGGGCACGCCCAGGCCCUGCGCGAGUCUUCCCCCUUCUCCGCAGCUGUGCCUGCCCUUGCUUCUGCUGGCGCCGGCCUCGUCGUAGGCGAAUGGUCCGGCGCGCUCAACCCGGACUCCUUCCGCGGCACGGCUGACGAGCACGCGGAGAAGCGCAACUUUGUCGAUGCCCAGCUCGCUCUGUACGAGCGGGAGUGUGCAGGGUGGUUUUAUUGGACGUUGAAGAAACAGCAGGGAGGCGACAGUGGGUGGGCGAUGAGGGAUGCUGUCGCGUAUGGCGUAUUUCCGUCGUGGGUAGGCACUAAGGCAAAUAAGGAUCCUCGUGGAGACGAUGGCAGACAGUGGAGGCGGGAUCAGGCGAGGGAUCAAGCACUGAGCGCACAUACCGGAUGGUGGUCAAAGCAUCCUGGACACUACGAGCAUUGGCGUUUCAGCGAAGGGUUCAUCUGUGGGUGGAACGACGCCUACAUGCUUUUCUCAUCGCCACCGACUCGCGGCGGCUCCAUCCCAGAGAUUGGGUUCAAAGGUGCGUGGGCGAAGAGACGUGCUGCCGCACACGCGCGCGAGAGGGGCCAGGGAAACUUGUGGGAGUACGAGCAUGGCAUCACGCAGGGCAUCGAUGCGGCAAAGGCAGAUUUCGUACAGAAUUAUGCUUGAGUUUGCGUCCUGUGGUUGUAUUCAUCAUAGGAUCGGUUGUUGUAGCUCUCGAUGCGGGGGUCGGCAAACCGACCUUGUAUCAGUAUUUUUAUGUAUCUUUUCCCAUGCGACGAUGGUCAGAACGCGCAGCGCUGUUC